AUGUCUGGCCGUGGUAAAGGAGGAAAAGGUCUUGGAAAAGGUGGUGCAAAACGCCAUCGUAAAGUCCUUCGUGAUAACAUCCAAGGAAUCACAAAACCAGCUAUUCGUCGUCUUGCUCGCAGAGGAGGUGUAAAACGUAUUUCUGGACUCAUCUAUGAAGAAACUCGUACAGUUCUUAAGUCAUUCUUGGAAAAUGUCAUUCGUGAUGCUGUCACCUACUGCGAGCAUGCCAAGAGAAAAACUGUCACUGCUAUGGAUGUUGUUUAUGCUCUUAAAAGACAAGGUAGAACCCUUUAUGGUUUCGGUGGAUAA
Molecule: messenger RNA, 312 nt
Organism: Strongyloides ratti
Lineage: Eukaryota; Metazoa; Nematoda; Chromadorea; Rhabditida; Strongyloididae
Product: Histone H4 family and Histone core domain and Histone-fold domain-containing protein
Exons: 1
Coding region: 1-312 (103 amino acids)
Biological process (GO): nucleosome assembly
Cellular component (GO): nucleosome
Molecular function (GO): DNA binding; structural constituent of chromatin; protein heterodimerization activity
Source: RefSeq, a predicted model, not a curated record